Messenger RNA from Polyodon spathula (Mississippi paddlefish), 476 nucleotides. RefSeq names its product limbic system-associated membrane protein-like. Gene Ontology annotation, cellular component: neuronal cell body; axon; plasma membrane. Bases 150 to 476 code for a protein of 108 amino acids. The record is from RefSeq and is a predicted model, not a curated record. Lineage: Eukaryota; Metazoa; Chordata; Actinopteri; Acipenseriformes; Polyodontidae. The transcript is spliced from 4 exons. Gene Ontology annotation, molecular function: axon guidance receptor activity. Gene Ontology annotation, biological process: homophilic cell-cell adhesion; synapse organization.
CAGCUGAUGAGCUUGAUGGUGAUGAGUACCUGGAGAUUUUUGGGAUCACCAGGGAGCAAGCUGGAAGAUACGAGUGCAAAGCGGCCAAUGAAGUCUCUUCACCAAAUGUUAAAUACGUCAAUGUCGUUGUGAACUACCCUCCCGUCAUAAUGGAGUCAAAAAACGCUGAGAUCCCAGUGGGCCGGGCAGCAGCUCUGCAGUGUAAUGCUGUCGCAGUGCCCAGACCAGACUUUGAGUGGUACAGAGAUGACAAAAGGAUAUUCAGUGCUGAAGGAAUCAAGAUUCAGAAUUAUGGGACACACUCUGUUCUUAUGGUAUCUAAUGUCACUGAGGAGCACUAUGGCAACUACACAUGCGUGGCAACCAAUAAACUGGGGAUCAAUAAUGCCAACCUAUUCCUAUACAGUGGCUUCUUCCAGUGCCACCUGCGGCAGCGGGAAUACAGUGAGGAUCGUUUCUCACAGUUUGAGCAGUGA